Cuscuta campestris is the source of this 1516-nucleotide messenger RNA. Lineage: Eukaryota; Viridiplantae; Streptophyta; Magnoliopsida; Solanales; Convolvulaceae. The record is from the annotation of a GenBank genome assembly.
CGAUGCCCCAGUUUGCCAUGAGUGUUUUCCUUCUCCCCCAAUCUACUUGCACUGAUAUUGAGAGGUUAAUGAACGGCUUUUGGUGGGACGGUAAGGGAACUAACAAUCGUGGCAUUCGUUGGAUGUCGUGGGAACGAAUGACUAUCCCAAAGAAGUUUGGGGGAUUGGGCUUUCGGAACAUUCGAAUGUUCAAUGUUGCUAUGUUGGGUAAACAAGGCUGGCGCUUUCUGACCAAACCCAACUCGCUAGUGGCGAGAGUUUUCAAGGCCCGAUACUUUCCCAACAACUCGUUUUUGGAGGCCGAAUUGGGGAGACAGCCCAGCUACUGUUGGAAAAGUAUUCUUUCAGCCCAAGAAAUUCUUCGAAGCGGUAUUCGACGUCGUAUUGGCGAUGGACGAGAAACACAUCUUUGGGGUACUCCCUGGCUCCUUGAAGAAGUUAAUCCUUACCCAAGCAUGGUCAGAUGCGUGGAGAAUGAAGACCCCUUAAUGGCUGAUUUAAUUGACUUUGAUUUAAAUUCUUGGAAUGUAGAAAAGCUGGAACAAUACUUUGACGCUGGUGAAGUGCUGCAAAUUCGCAGGGUUCCUGUCAAUACUAGAAGUUCCGAUGGAUGGUUCUGGAUUAGGGACUUCCGUGGGGCUUAUACGGUGAAAAGUGCUUACAGAUGUUUGAUGGGAGAUGCUUCUGUCGUGUCCUCUUUUUCAAACUGGGGAAGAUUUUGGCGGAUUCCGGUGGCCCCGAAAGUUCUCGUUUGCUUAUGGAGGACCAUUCGAGGUAUCUUGCCCACGCGGGAUGCUCUCAUUUCUAAGAGAGUGGAGGUGGAUGGGGGCUGCCCUCUCUGUGGAGGAGCUCUCGAAACAGUUGAUCAUAUUUUUUUGUUUUGUCCUUUUGCAGAUUCGGUUUGGAGGCUCAUGGGCAAAGGAGGUAAUAUAAUCUCUUUUAUCUCUUUCCAAAACUGGUUCCAAGUUCGGUGUCAGAAUGACACUUUAUUGGAGCUGCGUACCGUCGCUUUGACUUGCUGGGCAAUUUGGAAAGCACGUAACAGUGCCAUUUGGGAUCAUAAGACACUGCAUCCAGGAGAGCUCAAGAAUAUGGUGUUGUCCAUGGAAGCCCAAUGGUCAAACAAGACUGUUGCAGAGCGGGAGCGUACUCCACAGCGACACGAGGUAAGUUUGCGGGCAGAGGCAUACAGGUGUUUUUUUGAUGCUGCGACAUCAAUUUCGGAGGAGUCCAUCUCCUUCGGCUGUGUCCUUUUUUAUCCAGGAGGUGCCUUUGUGGCAGCGGCAAAUGGAGGAAAACUUGGGCCUCUAGAUCCUCUUUUGGCGGAAGCUCUCGCUUGCAAGGAAACAUUGUAACACCCCAACCCGCAUGACCCAAACCCGUGAGACAGCGGACCGGUGUGCUACUGAAUUGGUAUCCAAAUUUGCGACAUUUUCAAAACAAAUUUUAAACAAACGUUCUAUCAAUACAUAUAAAAAUUCAUCGGAGUAAUUUAAAAUAAUGCGGAAGCCUUUUU